CGCUGCCAUAACUGGGUAAUCAUGCCUAACCCCGGCGACCAGUAUAACUCGGAAACUAUCAAGAACCCGUACGAAGAAGAAAAGGUCAGCAACUUUACCGCCCAAGAGAUCGCAACACUCCAGAGUCGACUGAACAAGCAACUCGGUCCGGAAUACAUAUCCUCGAGACAAGGUGGCGGCGGAAAAGUAGCGUACCUUGAAGGAAACAAGGCAAUAGCACUAGCAAAUGAGGUGUUUGGAUUUAAUGGCUGGUCGAGCUCGCUGCGGACCGUGCAGAUAGAUUUCGUUGACGAGAAUCCGAAUAAUGGGAAGAUUACUUUAGGCCUUUCGAUAACAGUGAGGGUUACGUUGAAAGAUGGGACGUAUCACGAGGACAUCGGUUACGGAUGUAUCGAAAACUGCAAAAGCAAGGCUGCAGCCUUUGAAAAAGCGAAAAAAGAAGCCGCCACAGAUGGACUAAAACGCGCCUUACGGACCUUUGGUAACGUCUUAGGCAAUUGUCUUUACGAUAAAGAGUAUUUGAAGAAAGUCAACACAGUUAAGGCGGUUCCCAUUAAAUUCGACGAGAAUGCACUCUACAGGCAUCCGAGUUUUGCCCCGCGGAUCAAAGAGGAAAGCAGUGCAGUAAAGAACGAGCCAGGUCGGACGCUCGCCAGGACGAACCAGCUUAUGAGAACGCGGACCGAAGCGGUUGGACUUGGGAAUACGGAGUUUGAGGAUGAGUUCGGAGGGAACCUGUUUGAUGGCGUUGAGAUUAGCGAACAUCAUGGGGAUGAAUUUACGUUUGAAUCCAUCUCAGGCCAGAAUGGGCCAGAAACGAAGGCCAUUGAAGCACCUUCCAAAACUCCGGAGCUAUCGAGCAGUACGAUAUCGAAUCGAAAUAGCCAAGGGCAAGCACAAAUGCUACCGCCAACGACCGACAUCCACCUACCACCAAGGCCCCAAAAUAAACCACAACAGUCUCCUCAAAACGUCCAUCCACCACCCCAAAACCAACCUCUUCGACAGACUCCUCUACAGCCACCCCAACCAAACGGCAACCCGCAGAACCAUGUACCGCAGCCAAAACCCAAUGCACAAAAUAACCCCAAUUCAAACCCUAACGUUGCUCCCGCUCCCGCUCCCGCUCCCGCUCCCGCACCACCUAUCACCCACCGCCCCCCAAUGGGCUUCGUAACCUCACGCGCCGCAGAACUAGUCCAAAACACCGAUUCCAUCUCAACUAUUCUACCUAACCUCCCUGCAUUCAACCCGCACGCUGACUCCCCGGUCCCAAAAGAACAACGAACCCCCGGCAUUGAUCACACGCGUAGUAUGAAGAUUACGCGUGAACAAAUCGGGGCUCCUCUUCCGCCAAACCAAGGCCAGAACCAACCUCCCCAUCAACAUCAACCUCCACAGCAACAACGACCUUUCUCCCGACCCACAAACUUCAUCAACCCGCACCAAGACGCGAAUCGCCGAAUUGGUAUGCCAGGCAAUACUCAGUCUCCACUUGCGAACCGGAGCGCGUAUAAACCCCCGGGGAUGGCAGGCGUCAAGAGGCCGCCGCUUGCGGAUGUGAGUAAUAGGGAAAAUGGAGCGGUUGGGGAGGGGCAUGAGAUUAAAAGGGCGAGGAUUGAAAGGGGGGAUGUAGGUGAGAAUGGGGUGGCGGGAUCAUAG
This is a messenger RNA of Lindgomyces ingoldianus, 1662 nucleotides long. RefSeq lists its product as uncharacterized. The transcript is spliced from 5 exons. The record is from RefSeq and is a predicted model, not a curated record. Gene Ontology annotation, cellular component: nucleus. NCBI's taxonomy places the organism in Eukaryota, Fungi, Ascomycota, Dothideomycetes, Pleosporales, Lindgomycetaceae. The coding region runs from base 22 to 1662 and encodes 546 amino acids. Gene Ontology annotation, biological process: mitotic recombination; double-strand break repair via homologous recombination; DNA recombinase assembly.